UAAAAUUUAUUUUGUAAGACGGAAAGAAUUUAGACAACCUUCACAACAAGUUGGUAGUGAUGAAUCAGUGGUAUUUUACCAAAGAUGAAUUACAAGAUACACCAACCAUUUUGGACGGUAGAACAUUUGAAGAAGAGCAGAUAGAUCGUAUCAAAGGUUGUCAUUAUCUACUUUCUGUUGGUGCUAAACUUAACCUUCCUCAAUUAGUUGUUGUUACCGCUACUACCUAUUUUCAUCGAUUCUUUAUGCGGCAAUCAAUGGCUCGAUUUCAUGUUUAUGAUAUUGCAGCAACUUGUUUAUUCGUUGCUACGAAAGUUGAAGAAUGUACGCGACGACUCAAGGAUAUUAUUAUUGCAUGUGCUCAAAAAGGUCAAAAGAAUGAUAAAUUAAAAUUAGAAGAAGAUAGCAAGGACUUUAUUCGAUGGAAAGAAACUUUAUUGUUUAAUGAGAUUAUUGUAUUAGAAACUCUUUGUUUUGAUUUUACAGUUGAGCAUCCUCAUUUACAUUUAUUUGAGUUAGAGUCAGAAUUACAGGUAUCACCGUCAUCAAUACGUAAAGCAUGGAUGUUAUUGUAUCAAAGCCUCGGUGCACCCUUAUGUUUAUUAUAUAAGCCUAGAAUUGUAGCUGCUGCUGCUUUGUUAUUAGCAACGAAUUUAUCAAACUCAGAUAAGCUAAAUGAAAAUUGGUUUGAAAAUCUAAAAGAUAUAAAUGUUGGACAAGUAUAUGAAUUAGCUGUAGAAAUGUUAGAACAUUAUAGGGAACAUUAUUUAGUAAAAAGUAGUAGUAGUUCUUCUCAGCUAAAUUCACCACAUCCUUCUCAAAUUCAUCAUACUACAAAUGGUUACUAGAUGCGUCUAUCUUUCUUUCUUUUUUUUUUUAAAAAAAAAGAGGAAAAAAUGUAAUAUAUAUACAAACACAUACACACUAUCUCUCUCUUCAUUACUAUUAGUAUAAUUAUUUUUCUUUUUUUUUUGGCGAAUAAAAACAAAUGAAACUUUUGGCAGUC
Cokeromyces recurvatus is the source of this 1006-nucleotide messenger RNA. Its product is annotated as cyclin-like protein. Gene Ontology annotation, biological process: regulation of transcription by RNA polymerase II; positive regulation of DNA-templated transcription, elongation. The record is from RefSeq and is a predicted model, not a curated record. Bases 60 to 848 code for a protein of 262 amino acids. The transcript has 8 exons. Gene Ontology annotation, cellular component: cyclin/CDK positive transcription elongation factor complex; nucleus. Gene Ontology annotation, molecular function: cyclin-dependent protein serine/threonine kinase activator activity. Lineage: Eukaryota; Fungi; Mucoromycota; Mucoromycetes; Mucorales; Mucoraceae.